Messenger RNA from Cokeromyces recurvatus, 327 nucleotides. RefSeq lists its product as uncharacterized. The coding region runs from base 1 to 327 and encodes 108 amino acids. The record is from RefSeq and is a predicted model, not a curated record. NCBI's taxonomy places the organism in Eukaryota, Fungi, Mucoromycota, Mucoromycetes, Mucorales, Mucoraceae. The transcript has 2 exons.
AUGCCCAAUGAUGCAACAAAAAAAAUAAUGGAUGGAAUUGGAAUUGCAUCUACAGAUGGAAUGGAAGAAGUACUGGUUGAAUCAUCUGGUGAAUCAGACAAUGGCCAUACUAUUGAAGAUUCGAUAAAAUUAAUGGAAUGUGCUGCCAUAUGCUUAAAACAAGAAAUGAAUAAGUAUGGAGAGGCAUCGUUUGAAACGAUGCUAAAGCGUAAAAUGCUUUGCCUCCAAAUCAAUGAAAAUAAAAUCACCCUGUUAUCUAUGAAAGUUUUAAGAGAUGGAAAAUGGGCAUGCGUAACCGAGCGUUCGGCGGUCGUGCCUAGAAAGUGA